AUGGUCGAUCUUGCUACUCCGUGCCAAGGCGACAACUACUCGGCGCAGCAAGGAUGCUUCGAAGGACCCGAAAAGUUACUCGAAGUAUGGUUCUCUCCCUCCGCCCAGCGGCUCGCAGAUCAUCAGGAUCUGGACUACUUCAACUCUUCUGAGGAAGACGAUGGAUCAAGCAACAACGACGACGAAGACAAGUCAGAAGCCAUUGCGCGCUUUAGUCCUCCCCGGCCACAUCGCCGUGGCGAGUAUCCAGUACACCAUCAUCACAACGCUAAUAAUAUCAAUACCGGAUUACGCGUGGUUCCACGGUCUGUGUGGGACGACGUGUUGGCACUUGUCAAGUGCACGGUCCUGAACGUAAUUACAAAUGACCAUGUGGACGCCUAUCUAUUGAGUGAGUCGUCCAUGUUUGUAUAUCCUCACAAGCUCAUCCUCAAGACAUGUGGUACGACCACGCUUUUAUUGGCCCUUCCCCGUAUUUUGGAGGUUGCCCAUCAAUACUGUGGCUUUGAAAAGGUGUGGCGUGUUUUCUAUUCCCGCAAGGCAUUCAUGUUCCCAGAGAGACAGGUCGGACCUCAUCGUUCCUGGGACAGCGAGGUUGAGUUUCUCAACAAAUAUUUUGACAACGGCUCGGCGUAUACCAUCGGCAAAGUGGCAACGGAUCAAUGGCAUCUCUAUAUUACCAAGCCGGCCGAUGAUGUGCUUCACCAUAACGGCGUUGCUCCGCUUGCUGUUGAAUCCUCCUCCCCCAAACGCCAUGCAGCACCAGCAGCAGCAGCAGCAGUAGGUGAGAUGAAUGAAAGAAGGGUGGAUCGAGAAAUCAUCAGUAGCGGUCAGUCGACCCCGGUGACUGUCGAGAACCCUUCGCCAUUCGGCACUGGUCACACGCACGCUGACCAGACGGUGGAAAUCCUGAUGCGACGGCUGAACCCUGAAAAGAUGCAAAAGGGAUUCUACCACGAUCCCAGUCUAACCGAGUUGGGCACGGUGGGCGGCCAGUUCGUGGACCAGUUGACAGGCAUUGGAGCGUUGUAUCCAGAGGCCCAGAUCGACUCGUUCUUGUUUGAGCCCUGCGGAUACUCGUCCAACGGUCUCCAGGACGACCGCUACUUUACGAUCCAUGUCACCCCCGAGCCUGACUGCUCGUACGCCUCGUUCGAGACCAAUAUACCCGUGGAGGAGUCUCAUGCGACCGCAGGCGAUGGCCAGAGCCCCAUCGAAACGCUCGUCAGCCAAGUGACAAACAUCUUUGAUCCUGAAUCGUUUACGGUGACAUUCUUCACCUCGCACCACCACAAGGAUAACCAUAGCCACAGUCACAUGGUGCGCUCGAUGGGGUCGAUGCCAGGCGGCUACAAGCGCUCGCACCGCAUCCUGUACGAGUUCGACGGCUAUGAUCUGGUGUACGGCCAUUACACCAAGGAACAGCAGCAACAUUGA
Molecule: messenger RNA, 1437 nt
Organism: Zychaea mexicana
Lineage: Eukaryota; Fungi; Mucoromycota; Mucoromycetes; Mucorales; Lichtheimiaceae
Product: S-adenosylmethionine decarboxylase
Exons: 3
Coding region: 1-1437 (478 amino acids)
Biological process (GO): spermine biosynthetic process; spermidine biosynthetic process
Cellular component (GO): cytosol
Molecular function (GO): adenosylmethionine decarboxylase activity
Source: RefSeq, a predicted model, not a curated record